This is a messenger RNA of Lacerta agilis (Sand lizard), 516 nucleotides long. Its product is annotated as myosin light polypeptide 6-like. Gene Ontology annotation, cellular component: myosin II complex. Gene Ontology annotation, molecular function: structural constituent of muscle. The record is from RefSeq and is a predicted model, not a curated record. Lineage: Eukaryota; Metazoa; Chordata; Lepidosauria; Squamata; Lacertidae.
AUGUGUGACUUCUCGGAAUAUCAGACCGCUGAGCUCAAGGAGGCUUACAGAACUGGAGAUGGCAAGAUCCUGUACAGCCAGUGUGGCGAUGUCAUGAGAGCCCUGGGCCAGAAUCCUACCAAUGCUGAAGUCAUGAAAGUUCUGGGGAACCCUAAGAGCGAGAAUGUGAAGACCCUGAGCUUUGAGCAGUUCCUGCCUGUGAUGCAAACCAUUGCCAAGAACAAGGAUCAAGGCUGCUUUGAGGAUUAUGUGGAGGGGCUGAAGGUCUUCGACAAGGAGGGCAACAGGACAGUCAUGGGAGCGGAGAUACGCCAUGUGCUUGUCACCCAUGGGGAGAAGAUGACCAAGGAAGAUUUUGCGUGGCCGGAAGAAGUAGAGAUGCUUGUGGCUGGCCAUGAAGACAGUAAUGGCUGCAUUCAGGGGCGUCUUAGCCAUAGAGGCAGAGGCCAGCACUUUACCAUGUCCGAGCGAGUGGUUUUGUGCCCCGAGCGUUCCCGGCGAAAAUUUGCUCUUUAA